Adineta steineri is the source of this 1047-nucleotide messenger RNA. The record is from the annotation of a GenBank genome assembly. NCBI's taxonomy places the organism in Eukaryota, Metazoa, Rotifera, Eurotatoria, Adinetida, Adinetidae.
AUGGGAGAGUAUUCGAAAGCACUUUCUUAUUACGAGAAAGCACUUGAAAUUCAACUAAAAACUCUUCCUCUAAAUCAUCCUUCAUUGGCAACCUUAUACAACAACAUUGGUUUCGCGUAUAACAACAUCGGAGAGUAUUCGAAAGCACUUACAUAUUUUGAAAAAGCACUAGAAAUUCGACAAAAAACUCUUCCUUCAAAUCAUCCUGAUUUUGCUAAAUCAUACAACAGCAUUGGUUUGAUAUACCACAGCAUGAAAGAGUACUCGAGAGCACUUUCAUAUUAUGAAAAAGCACUUGAAAUUCAACAAAAAACUGUUUCUUCAAAUUAUCCUUCAUUGGCUACUUCAUACGACAGCAUCGGUAGGCUGUAUGAUGAUAUGGGACAGUACUCAAAAGCACUUUCAUUUCACGAGAAAGCACUAAAAAUUCGACAAAAAACUUUUCCUUCGGAUCAUCCUGAUUUGUCUAAAUCAUACAACAACAUCGGUGUAUUGUAUAACAACAUGGGAGAGUACUCGAAAGCACUUUCAUUUCACGAAAAAGCACUAGCCACUUACCAAAAAACUUUUCUUUCAAAUCAUCCUGAUUUGGCUACUUCAUACAACAACAUCGGUUUAGUGUAUAACAACAUGCGGGAGUACUCGAAAGCACUUUCUUAUUACGAGAAAGCACUUGAAAUUCAACUAAAAACUCUUCCUCCAAAUUGUCCUUUAUUGGCAACCUUAUACAACAACAUUGGUUUCGCGUAUAACGACAUCGGAGAGUAUUCAAAAGCACUUUCAUAUUAUGAGAAAGCACUGGACGUUCAACAAAAAACUCUUCCUUCAAAUCAUCCUGAUUUGGCUGCUUCGUACAACAACAUCGGUUUCGUGUAUGACAACAUAGGAGACUAUUCAAAAGCACUCUCACAUUUAGAAUGUGCUCUGAACAUAUGUCAGCGUGCAUUUCCUGAAACUCAUCGUCAGAUUAAAGAUGUGGAAAAGGGUAUUGAAAUUGUAAAAGAGAAAUUACUCUUUAAAAAGAAACGGUGCCAUAGUGCACCAUAA